AUGUAUCUGGUGACAAGCAAACUAACAGAGGGAUGCGUCACUCCCUACCCGCUGGCGCGACGCGUGCAUUUCUUCCCGUGCAGUGAAGUUACGUCUCUGGGCGGCGCAGCAUCAUCAACUUCGGAGCAGCAGACGUCGUCGGGGGAAGCAGCAGCGGCAAAGCGUGAUGGGCUUGUUGCCUCCCACAGCAUCCAGCACAGUCUUCAUCCCUCCGUCGACGGUAAGUUCGUUGCCGCCAUCAGCAGUGGAAGGUGCAGGCAUUAUCUCGUCGAAAUCAUGAGUGGUCGUGUCUGCGAGUUCACAACGCGCGUGGAAGUUGUCAGUGUGGCGUGGCACCCGACUAACACUACAUCUCUGUUGCUGCUGCAGGCGACAGGGAUUCUCCUCGUCCUUCGCGUCGACACCCCAUCGAUGCGUGUAGUGUUCAAGGACAGGCGGGAGGUGCACCUGAAGAAUAUUAUCGCGGAGUUCAAGGAUUACGUCGUCACAGGCGGUGCUGGCGACUCACUCACGGCGCAGCUGGAGGACCCACGCGGUCGCAAGCGCGAAACGUUGAAGCCGAGCGAGGCGCCACUCGCUGUCAAGGAAGAAGCCGCUGCGACAGCGGUUGAGAAUGGCGGCCCUGAAGAGGAAGCAGCCGCCACAGCAGAAGUGGCAACCAGGAGCGGGAGCAACUGUUCGGUGUCGCCUGAGGGGUCGACUGGCAGCCCGUCGGCUUCGCCCCCCUCUGCACAGAGGCAGGAGGGAAGCCAAAAGUGGGGUGAGGGGCAAGAGCGGCAGGGGGAGGGAACGAGGGCGUCGGCAAAAGCAACCGAUGGCGAGGCGUCAAUGGCAGCCCUCGAGGGGGCGGCACACACAGCCAGAGGCGCGCCGGACGAAAGCGAAGACGCGUUGAUUGGCAUGUGCGUCAUUCCCGCGUCGCGCAGCCUACCGGUGAUGCUGCUGGUGUUGUGCCGCAGCGGUGACAUCUUCUCUCUGAAGCUGGACGCUGAGGGAAUGCCAGCGUCGCUCGCAAAGGAAUACGACGGCCGUGUCGACACGAUUUGGGGCGAGGAGCCGGUGCCGCACCGCGACGUUGGCCCGCACCCGUGUGUGCACUAUCUGGUGCGGGGCGGGGCCGCGGCGGUCGGCUACGAUGAGGCGCCACUCGCCAUUGGAACGGCGCUGCUGGACGAAGACGUCGGCCGCCACGUCGUAAUUGUUGUCUGGAGCAGCGGGGUGGUUCGCGGCAGCUGGUUCAGCGAGCCAGACCUUCUCUGCCGCGACCUCAUGCGGCCGCGGAUGGAGGUCACCAUUCAUCUUGAUGCUGCACUGCGGCAGCAGGAGCUGACCAGCUCGCAUGUGUCGCGUCUCGUCAGCGUGCAGACGUGUGGCAACACAACUCUGAUCCGAUACGGCGAUGCGGCCUAUGUUUGCGUGUGGGCCGUGUGGUCGCGGCGCGCGGCGGCGUGGGUGUAUCGCGAUGUGGGUGCGGAAGGCUGCCAGCGGGUACCUGUUGUUGGCCGCAGCGCCGCUAUUCCCGAGCCGUUGGCGCUGCGGCUGCCGUAUGACGUCACCGACGCAAGUGUCGCUGUCGGCGUCAACGACAUCGUCAUUGUCCCGGAGGUCGCCACACAAGCGCAGCCGUGCGCACGCUCCAAGUUGGUCGUGGUGAAGGUUGCCAGCCUCUUGCUCGCCGCGAUCUACGCACGCGGGGAGCGGUACAGUCUUACGUACGACGCCACCGGCACUUCAGUAGCAACAGCAGAUGACAAGAGCGUCGUUGACGGCGCACGGCACAACAACUUGGAGCGGCUGCUCGAGCUCACAGCGGAGUGCUAUCAGCAGUGGAUCUGUGGGUACCCGCACGACACCAUCGACAUCAGCACCGCCGCGUUGGCGCAACGCGUGCAGGACACACAUGCUGCGAUGCGGAAACGCCAUGAGUCCAUGCAGGAGCGGGAGGGGCGACUAGCCGACCGUGUCGCAUGUCUGACGCAGAAGCAGCAGGAGAUNAUGCGGAAACGCCAUGAGUCCAUGCAGGAGCGGGAGGGGCGACUAGCCGACCGUGUCGCAUGUCUGACGCAGAAGCAGCAGGAGAUGGCACAGGAUCUGGCACAUGCACAGAACACUGUGCGCGAUGCGGUGCUGCACCGUCGUGGUAUCGACGCAAUCUAUGCCGCCAACGAGACGCUGGGUAAAGUGCAUACAGUGCUGAAGGAGCUGGAGGCAGUCGCUGCGCAAAGAGAGGCAAGCAAGGAGAAGGCUGCAGGCACCCUGUUGGCGUGA
Trypanosoma grayi is the source of this 2268-nucleotide messenger RNA. RefSeq lists its product as hypothetical. The coding region runs from base 1 to 2268 and encodes 755 amino acids. The record is from RefSeq and is a predicted model, not a curated record. The transcript has a single exon. Lineage: Eukaryota; Euglenozoa; Kinetoplastea; Trypanosomatida; Trypanosomatidae.